AUGAACCGCUGGUACGACCAAUUCCGGACAGAGCCUCUGUCUGCGCCCGCAGAUAUCAGCGACGCUCAAACAUGGCCGCGAAUGCCAAUGACCCCAUCUACAACUACUCGAGCCCGCGACCCGAAUGCUCCCGAUUAUCGCUACCAGGUCAACCAGAAAUGUGUUUAUGAGCGCCGCCUCCCUGGAGGCUCGUACAUCACCGCCCACGUCCAACGUCUUCAGUCCGGUUACUAUGACAGCCCAGUAAUACAUGAGGACACCAUUGACAAUGUCCGCUUCGUGGCCAUCAACUUUGUAUUUCAUCCGAGCAGUACAACAUUUCGCUUCAAGUGUGCUGAGAUACGAAUUGCACUUCAUCAUAGCAGGGAGGAUACCCUGAGUCCAUUACAGGUGGUCGCUGGUGCCGCCCAAAGGCACACAAGUCAUGACCAUGGCACUCAGACAAUGUCUAGCUCGUUGAUGAGAAAUCCUAGUUUGCACUCACGCUCUGAUCCAAGAGCAUUGCCGCCCAAGUUUCUUCGCCACGCUCCACACUUGUUGUACGGGUCUAUCAGUCCGGAGACACUGAACUGGAACUUCAAUCUAGCUGGAAGCCUUGGUGUAUCACAAGGGCCUGCAUUGGCGUCCAUCAAGCCUUCUUAUGGUGUGAAAAGCAGUUACAAGGUGUAUGAAAUGAUGAAGAUUCAAGGCUCGGUCAGGACGUUGAGGUCCUGGUACAGUCAUGAGUACGAUAUUGAAGACGGCGAGAUGGUAUGGACUCUCGAAGAAAACCGCCUUCAAAAAUCUGGACUACCACGAGAGUUCACUUUCGUUAUGCUAUUGACCAAAGGGAGUGGGGGGUUUGAAGAAUCUGGUGAUGUGAAGCUCGAAGUCGACAUUCAACCUAAGAUUGCAAGCUUUCCAGAAUUUAUCAGCAAUCUGCAUAGAUACCAGCCCCUCCAGACUGGGAUUCUUGAUCUCGACCGUGAUAUUGGCCAGGUAUUCGAGCCUCAAGUCAAGGGCAAGGGGUUCAACUUCGCCAAUAUCGCCACUAGUUUCGAUGAUUUCGUCUAUCUCCCGGGUACAACUUAUUCGAAUUCUGAUACAGGCAUGUUUCAACCGACCACAAACGUGGUGAUGCAAUCACAGCAUCAGAAACCUGUGAGGCCACGGCCAUCUCUUCCUCUUGGCGAUACCACUCUCAAUCUGCGUGUGUUCCUCGAGUCUUCCCGGGAUUUGCCAAUUCAAACCAGCAAGCCGAAUCCCUCGUGCAUCAACCUCAAGGCUCCAACGCGGACAAUAGGUCGAACGCCAUCACUACUUCCUCCUUCUGUUGUCGGCUCUUCCAAUUCGACUAGACGGACGAUAACGAUAUCAGCUAGGAGAUCUGUGCGCAAGCAGCGGUCUCGAUCGGAGCUCUCAAAGGAAUACCACUCGCCUUCAGCCGGGCGGCAGACCCUACAGCAAACAGAUGAUGAUACGCCAACAUCAAAAGAUUCGACAGCUCCUGUCCGGUCGAUACAUUUUUCUUACCAGGCAGGAUGCCGUGACCAUUCCAAUGGUCCAGUAGGCAAUGCUAAGCAAGAAAAACUCAUAGCCACGCCGCCCGAAGCAGGUCUUGACUCAAGACCAGAGUUCAAAACACAGCCUUUGCACACCAGUCAACGUAUGAGACAACCACUACAGCUUGGUUAGCAGGAAAUUGGAAGUCGAGGGGCUUCAAUCCACCUCUCUUUUAGGAACUUUCAUGACCACACCUGUGGCCUGGCUUCUGCUGCAUCCAAAUAACUUGGCU
This is a messenger RNA of Exophiala oligosperma, 1774 nucleotides long. RefSeq lists its product as uncharacterized. The record is from RefSeq and is a predicted model, not a curated record. Lineage: Eukaryota; Fungi; Ascomycota; Eurotiomycetes; Chaetothyriales; Herpotrichiellaceae. Bases 1 to 1674 code for a protein of 557 amino acids. The transcript has a single exon.